Molecule: messenger RNA, 3814 nt
Organism: Larimichthys crocea (large yellow croaker)
Lineage: Eukaryota; Metazoa; Chordata; Actinopteri; Sciaenidae
Gene: spry4
Product: sprouty homolog 4 (Drosophila)
Exons: 2
Coding region: 309-1457 (382 amino acids)
Biological process (GO): multicellular organism development; negative regulation of Ras protein signal transduction; negative regulation of MAP kinase activity
Cellular component (GO): cytosol; membrane
Source: RefSeq, a predicted model, not a curated record
UCCCUCCCCCUCGGUGGUUGCAACAUCAUAUCCAAAGCUCUGCGUCCACAACCGCAGUCGCCUUUUACGCACCAGCGAGUGGAGAAUAGUUCAGGAGACCCGUUCUCCUUUCGUCGUUAUUGCUCAGAUUAUUUCCAGACACUUGGACUUACCUUUACUCAACAUUUGUGGAGCUACACAGUCGCUCGGAGUGGACUAUAUCCUGCGCGCAAACGUCGUGCGCAACGAAGAGAUGAGAAUUUUAUCCUGAAACCACAUAUUGCUAAAUGCUGCUUUAGAGUGAAGACGUGCGAGGCACCAGCCUACACAUGGAGUCCAGGGUUCCCCACCACAUCCCCGGAGUGUCCUCCUCCCUCAUAUCCCAGCCCCUGCUGGACAGUCGAGUGCCCUACGGCCGCCUACAGCACCCUCUCACCAUCUACCCCAUCGACCAGAUAAAGUCCUCGCAUGUGGAGAACGACUACAUUGACAGCCCCGCUGUCGUCUCUCAGCAGCCCCCGAGCCAGAAGUCUGUGAACCGAAGAAUCACCUGGCUUGGUCAGAAUCAAGAGGCCUUCCUGGGGGCAAACCACAACCAUCAUCACAAUCACCAACACCAGCACCACCAGCAGAGCAGGUGCGAGCCCCACUCUAACCAGGAUACCACCACCCACCCUUGGAUUUCCUUCAGUGGGAGGCCCAGCUCUAUCAGCAGCAGCAGCAGCACCUCAUCUGAUCAGAGGCUGCUGGACCACGCCGCACCAACCCCAACGGUGGACCACCACCCAAACCUGCACCCCCACCAGGGCCCUGUCAACACAAUCACCACCCGAACUCCAGGCUGCUUCACUUCCUCUGAAACGAAAGUUCUCACCUCCUCUUCCUCUGCUUCCUCCUGCACCUCCUCUUCUAAAUCGCUAGACCUCAAGUCUGCAAAGAUGCCCGCAGGAGGCGUGUGCACCACUGGAGGCCAGCAGGGGCUGGCGCUGAUCCCUUCCUCCCCAGCCGAGAAGAAGCACCUUCUUCUCUGCGAGCACUGCGGGAAGUGUCGAUGCACGGAGUGUACGCUCCCCCGAACCCUGCCCUCUUGCUGGGUCUGCAACCAGGAGUGCCUGUGCUCUGCUCAGAGCCUGGUGGAUACAGCCACCUGCAUGUGCCUGGUCAAAGGGAUCUUCUACCACUGCACCGAGGAUGAGGAUGACGAGGGGUCCUGCGCCGACAAGCCCUGCUCGUGCUCCCAGGCCAACUGCUGCGCGCGUUGGUCCUUCAUGGCUGCCCUAUCCGUUGUCCUGCCUUGCCUGGUCUGCUAUUUGCCAGCCACGGGCCUGGCUAAACUGGGACAGAAGUGUUACGACAAUGUUAGCAGGCCCGGCUGCCGCUGCAAGAACUUGCAGGGCGGCACGAGCACCCCUGCAUGUAAAAACGGAGGUGUUGAAGCAAAAGUUGGGACACUAGAGAAGCAGCAGCAGGGGUCAUGAUACUGGACCAAAAUGGCUGGCAGUAGCCUUUGCUAAAAAAUGGACAGGACCACACAGUACUUGCUUGCUCUCUAUGGAUAGGACAAUCCAACACCAACCCCUUAAAAUACCCCAUUAAUCUGCUGGAAGAUGACUUAUGUAAAACAAAGGUACUUAAAUGGCUUCUUGACCUAUGUUUGAUAGGGUGGAUGAUCAAAAGGGGCCAGAUCUGAGAGAGCUGGAUAGUACGAAAAAGCUAACAGCCCCUCUGAGAUGUGUUUUUCUGUAAGAGUGUGUCGAGAAGAAGAGACUAGAUUGUGGGACUGGUGUUUGUGUCGUUUUGCAAAGAUGGCUGAAGGCACAAAGUCAUUGUACCUCUCUGCUGCUCUAGAUUUCACAUUAAUUUUAUAACGGUAACUAACCAGAAGCUGGUUGCUGAUCCUCGGAUAACCGAAAAAAAAAGUUAUUUGAUUGAGAUAAAUAUCUGUAUACCCUCCUUCCACCCCCUGAAAGCACAGCCCAGUGUCCCUCUGUCUGAACAAACACGAAACAAGUGAUUACCUAUACUGUGGCUUUAUGAUAGUCCACUGCAAGUGAAACCACCACUUACUCGCUCACUCUCUCCACUAUUAUGAUGAUCACCAUCUUUUAGUGUCGCCAUUUUUCUCUCUUUUAGCUUAAAGAUGCUAGCUUGGUAAUGCUAAACACUUGAUCUCUACAUUUUAUAUCCGCAGAGGAGCUGUAGAAACAAACCUUUUUGAGACUUUAAAGUAGUAGUAAUUCCCCACAGUUCUCACGCUGUAUUGUGCAUAAGCGGUCGUGAGAGGCAAGUGAGAGAGAUAAUCACUUUACUGUGUGUUUCCUGUUUUUCGGGGGGUGAAGCCCAGACAUUCUAAAAGAUUUUGAAUGCUGUUCACCAAUCACCUCAGAGGUAAUGCAUGUCAUGACCUGCAUGCUCUAGUCUAAUGGUUACCCACCAUGCUAGAAGUCGAUGUGUCGUAGAGAAAUGUGUAUUAAAAAAAAAAAAAAGGGAAAAAAAAAGUACACCCAACCUUCUCAGGGACUGUUACAGUAAUCCUCUCUAGAACCUGGCCAACAGCAUGUUGAUUUCUAAGCUGCCUAAGAGCCUGGUCUACUUCCUCUUUGCACAAGAAGGCAAAGAAACAUUUAGGGGCAAAAAGGCAAUAGUGAAUAAUUUAAAACAAGUAAGCUAAGUGAGAGACAAGAAAAUAAUGUUUCCGGAUGGGAGAGGGGAUGCAAGUGAUAAAAGAGUGAAGAGGGGGGGGGAGAGAAGGCAUAGCAAAGUUGUCGUUGUGUCUGUAUCUAGUCAGCCUUCGUCGAAAUCAAACCUGCCACUUGCACAACCUUUUUAGGAAGACGCAAACCCCUUAAAGGAUGUACUAAAGCACAGUAUUAACCACCUCAGCUAUCUCACAUUACGUUUGCGUGCACUACAUUUAGUCCACACACCCCAGCCUCCCUCUACACACAGUGUCUUCGUUAAAAUUCUAAUCAUUAUGCUGCAUAGCCGUGUUAGUCAGAUAGUCUGUCUUAUAUUCUUAAAAGUCUAUUUUUGUGGCUUGCAUGACGUUCUUAGGACUUUGCCAAAGGAAGCUAGCAUACAGUAGCUUGUUUUUUCGCUGUCUGAGUGAUCACAGUUGUUAUGCACUCUUGCCAAAUGGAGUUGACGGCAGUUGGUUCUUAAAGGCAUGCUGCCCUUUAAUACAGAUGGCCUUUUCUGUUUGGCAUAAAGGCAUACUGUCUUCGUUGCUCCAUGACACACACCUCUCUUUCAUGUUGGUCCCUUAACUUCCACUGGGGUGCCUAACUUUGCUCAUACCUGUAUUUGUCUUGUUGCACAAAGCUGAUAUCACACAGGAAAAAAAAAAAAAAAGGAAAGAAAAAAACACACUGUCCUUAGUCUUGAAUGUAUGAGGCAAUAUUUUCAAAACCUAGCAAUUCAGUCCGAGAGAAAGGUGCCAAAACUGAAGAAUGAUUGUGUGACUGGACAAAGGCCUAGUUACCUGUAGGUGGGCGACAAAAAUCACAAAUGUUUUGACAAUAUAUUUAGUAAUAGAGCUAUGCAGGUGAAAUGUUAUUUGCUGUAAAUAGUUUCACAACAUUUGUGUUCUUUAGAAGAGACUUUUAAAUGUCCUUGAAAGAUUGCAUGGUACAUUAUAACUACAAUUCAGUACAAAAUAUAUAGAGAAUAUAUUAGAUAUAUAUUUUGAGGGUAAGAUGUUUUUGAGGUUGUGAAAAAAAAAAAGAAAAGAAAAGAGGGAAGGUGGCGAGAGUAAGGUUCGGGAAGGGGUAACAAAAAUGACGGGUCUUUCUGUCACUAGCACUUGAUUAAGAAAAGUGUGCCCGGCAAUAAAAAA